Messenger RNA from Nicotiana tabacum (common tobacco), 1147 nucleotides. RefSeq lists its product as uncharacterized. Lineage: Eukaryota; Viridiplantae; Streptophyta; Magnoliopsida; Solanales; Solanaceae. The record is from RefSeq and is a predicted model, not a curated record.
UUUUUUUAGCCAAUCCACAAGCAGCCCACAACCCUCAACUCCAGUGACCACCCCUCCUAAAACAAAACACUUUUCAUUGUUUUAUCAAUUGAGAACAAGAUAACUUCUCUCUGUUUUAUCAAUUGAGAACAAGACAAAUUGCAGUUACAAGAAUACACGCACAUAGCUAGCUUUGAGCAGUCAAAGAUCUGCAAAGAAUCACAAGUUGGCUUCUUUUCUACAACCUAGGGUUUUAUUUUCCUUCUUGUCAAGGCUGACAUGAAUCCAUCAAAAUCUCAAAAGUUUGAAUGGUAUCAACUUCGAAGACUUUUAAGCAUGCAUACGUUCCACCUGGUGCCUUAGUAAGGGGACGAGGGAAAAGCUUUAGAGCUUUUGGUUCUGUAAGAGUAAACGCUGAACAAAGAAGCGAAAUAAGUCCAUAUGAAUCUGAAAAGACCAAACAAGUAAGAGCAAACGCUGAACAAAGAACUUUGAUGGGAAAAAAUAAAAACUAUAAUACAGUAACUUCUAAUCAGAAUAAGCUAGCUCAGAAGGAUAGUCUUGGGCCUCCUGGUUUUGAUCCAAUAUUAGAAUAUGAUGCUUCCUUUUCUAAUGAAAAAGCAAUGCAAGGCGCUCAGAGAAGCAAAAUAAGUCCAUAUGAAUAUGAAAAGGCCAAAAAAGUAAGAGUAAGCGUUGAACAGAGAACUUCGAUUAGCAAAAAUAAAAACUAUAAUGCAGUAGCUUCUAAUCAGAAUAAGCUAGCUCAGAAGGAUAGUCUUGGGCCUCCUAGUUUUGAUCCAAUAUUGGAAUGUGAUGCUUCCUUCCCUGAUGAAGAAGCGAUGCAAGGCACUCAGAGAAGCAAAAUAAGUCCAUAUGAAUAUGAAAAGGCCAAAAAUGUAAGAGUAAGCGUUGAACAGAGAAUUUCGAUUAGCAAAUGAAAAGGAAAAGAAAAGACUAUGAGCUUACAUCAUCCAUUGAAUGGCUGGUUUUACCAUAUUGAAAGUUCAAUUGCAAUUUUACAGUCAAGACAGAGAUAGGCACUUGUUACUGUUGUAGGCAUGUAUAUAUUGAUGACUUUUUUCUUCCUUUUUUUUGACUAAAACCAUGACUCUUCUUGAAGCGUACGCUUGUUAUUUUCAUUUAUAUUACGAGUUUAAUUCUAAGUGAA